Molecule: messenger RNA, 1158 nt
Organism: Cavenderia fasciculata
Lineage: Eukaryota; Evosea; Eumycetozoa; Acytosteliales; Cavenderiaceae
Exons: 4
Coding region: 1-1158 (385 amino acids)
Source: RefSeq, a predicted model, not a curated record
AUGGCAAAGGUAAAAUGGACAUCAGAUAUGGUUGAACAAUUAAAAUCAAAUGUAAAGAAAAUAAAGAAAGCAAAUGCUGGUAAACCAAUAUCAAUUAGUCAAUUGGCUACACAAAUUCAACAGAAUAGCUACUUUACUGAAUUGACAAUAGACCAACUAGUAACGAAAAUCAAACAUAUGAUUGCUAAAUCAGAGUUGCCAAAAUGGAUUAAAAAUGAUCCUGUUCAACAACAACAACAACAACAACAACAACAACAACAACAACAACAACAACAAGAUUCAUUUGAAACAACAUCGGUAGAUAAUAGUGCCAAUACCAAUACCAAUCCUUCAACUAAAAGAUUUAAAUAUUCAGAAUAUAUUACUCCAAAUCCCAAUCCUAUUCCUCCUCCUCCUCUCCAUCAUACUUCUCCUUCUACAUCUACUCUUCCUCACCCUUAUUAUCCUCAUCCUCCUCCUCCAAUUUCUCCUUCUCAAUCUCCAUCUCCUUAUGAUCCCUACCAUACAUUACAUAAUUUUGUUCAAGUACCAAGAAACCAAACAUACCAAUAUAACUCUUGUCAAACCACUCCUAUACAACAUAGUAAUAAUAAUAGUAUCAAUGAUCAUGUCAUUUCAACGUCGCCAUAUGGACACGGUAUCAAGGAUACUUUCCCCAUUUGGACGCCAAGAGUAGAUCUUGUAGAAUUAAAUUCAUUAUUUAUUCUCAAUGUAGAACUUCCAGGUUUUAGGAAAGAUUUUUUGGAUUAUCCUCCAAAUAUAUCUUCACAACCUCCUUUAUCUCUUUCCACCAUACCAUUUAUUGUCCCUUCUCCUCCAUCUGUUACAAAAUCAAAAGUUGAUAAAUCAUCUUCAGAUCCCAAAGAUUUAAAGUCUUCUGCUAUUCCUCCUCCUCCUCCUCCUACUGCUCCUAUUUUAAAACAACCAAUCAUUCAAUCUAAUAAUAAUAAUAAUAAUAAUAAUAAUAAUAAUAAUAAUAGUACAAGUAAAAAUAGUGAUUGUAAUUCUUUUUUAUUAAUUAAUGAAAAAGAAAAGAAUUCUGGAGAACCUGGAAAAUAUCAUCAUCGAGAAAUAAUAUAUGGUCAAUUUAGUAGAUCAUUAAAACUGAUAGAGAAUUUAGACUUGGAAGAUAUAUCAGCCAAAUUUAAUGAUGAAUAG